GACGACAUUCUCUCCUUCCGACCGUCACUUUAGGGCUCGCUCGCACCCCGCGAUCUUCGUCAGGGUCCACUGUCUAGUUUGCUCGCUCGCUCGCUCGAGGUCAAAGCGAUCUUCUCCGCGGUUGCAAGCAUCGACGUCGGAAGACCAGAGAGACGAGUCGCAGCGACUCUCACAGCUGGUCGACGAAGGAAGCGGCAUCAGCGCGUUCACCCUUCGCCUCGUCUGACCAUGGACGAGCUCGCUGCCCGCCUCGGUCUGGAGGUGGCUCAGCGUGCUAUGCAAUCACCUGCCUCAACACGCUAUCUCGUAGGCAUAGCUGGGGUCCCGGGAUCGGGAAAGACGACCUUGGCCAAGCAUGUUUGCGCAAUUGUAAACGCCGAGCUACAAAAGCUUCAAGCCAGCUCCGGCGCCGGCCCGUCUUCGCAAUGCCCAGAAGCCGUGAUCGUAGGCAUGGACGGCUGGCACUACUCUCGCGCUCAGCUUUCGCAGUUCCCUGAUCCCCAAGAGGCCAAAGAUCGUCGCGGAGCAGCCUUCACUUUCGACUCCGCGGCCUUUGCUGACUUUGUUGAGCAGCUCAAGGCAAAGAGCGCGGGUGACGAAGCGGUCCUGGCGCCGUCAUUUGACCAUGCGCUGAAGGACCCCGUAGCUGAUGAUGUACGUGUCGAGUCGCGACAUCGCGUGGUGAUCAUCGAAGGGCUAUACUGCAAUUGCGACGACGGAGAGUGGGCGAGAGGUGCAAGGGCGCUGAACGAGCGGUGGGUUGUGCAGGUAGAUCGGCAAGUGGCGAGAGAGAGGCUGAGAGUGCGACACGUCUUGACGGGCGUGGCCAAAGAUGAGGAGGAGGCCCUGUGGAGAGCCGACAACAACGACCUGCCAAACGGCGACUAUCUCAUGAGCCACCUGCUUGAGCCCGUCAAGCGCAUCGUCUCUCGAGAGGACCAGACUUGGGUCUGAGCAGAUCUUGUGGACAGAAACUUCAUUUAGAGCGAUAA
Messenger RNA from Jaminaea rosea, 992 nucleotides. Its product is annotated as P-loop containing nucleoside triphosphate hydrolase protein. The coding region runs from base 229 to 954 and encodes 241 amino acids. Lineage: Eukaryota; Fungi; Basidiomycota; Exobasidiomycetes; Microstromatales. Gene Ontology annotation, molecular function: kinase activity; ATP binding. The record is from RefSeq and is a predicted model, not a curated record. Gene Ontology annotation, cellular component: cytoplasm. The transcript is spliced from 2 exons.